UCCCGCUUUGCUACCUGCAGGUUGUUUUGUUUGUCUGUCCGCCGUGAACAUCUCUGGGACCGCUACCUGGAGCCAAACACGGGACCUCUGCCAUCACUUCCCGCUCAUGAGGGCUCCGGGAGCCGCGAAGGGGACACGGAGCGGGCUCUGUGGAGUCAGGUGGCGUUGAAUGAGAGAGUCUGACUAGGCAAUAUUUUCUACCCGGUGACAGAGGUAGAAGCAGCGGCGCAUCCUUCUCCCCUCCCUUCCCUGUUCCUUUGCUGCCCUCCACGGCCGCCGCAGCCCACCGGCCAUGGCCCUGGUGACUCUGCAACGAUCUCCCACCCCCAGUGCGGCAUCCUCGGCCAGCAGCAGCGCGGGGGAGGAUUUCGGAAGUGAUGAUGACAGGAAAAAUAAUCAGAGCAUCAGUGAAAGCUUCUUCAUGGUCAAAGGAGCUGCCCUCUUUCUCCAGCAGGGAGGCAACACACAGGGACCAAAGACUCCGACGCACCACAAACAUGCAGGUGACUUACCUCAACAUCUGCAGGUGAUGUUCAAGAUCCUACGGUCUGAAGAUCGCAUCAAGCUGGCUGUACGUUUAGAAAGCGGAUGUUCGGAGCGUGUGCGUUACAUGGUUGUUAUCUACACAAACGGCCAUCAAGACACAGAAGAAAACAUUGUUGUGGGAAUGGACUUUCCAGACAAGGACAGUAAAAAUUGCUCCAUUGGUAUGGUGCUACCUCUUUGGAGUGAUACCAACAUUCAUCUAGACGGAGACGGAGGCUUCAGUGUAAACACAGCAGGGCGGUCACAUGUCUUCAAGCCCGUUUCUGUGCAGGCCAUGUGGUCUGCCCUCCAGGUCCUCCAUAAGGCCUGCGAGGUGUCCCGUCGGUUCAACUACUUCCCAGGGGGCAUUGCUCUUACGUGGAUGGCCUUCUAUGAGAGCUGCAUCACCUCAGAGCAAAGCUUCAUCAACGAGUGGAACGCAAUGACCGACCUGGAGACCACCCGGUCCGAUUCUCCCAACAUGUUCGUCGACGGGCCGACUGAGCGAGAAAGAACAGAGUGUCUUAUCAAGUCCAAACUUCGCAACAUCAUGAUGUUUCAAGACUUGGAGAACAUCACUUCAAAGGAGAUCCGUAAUGAGCUGGAGCAGCACAUGAGCUGCAACCUGAAAGAAUACAAGGAAUUCAUCGACAACGAGAUGCUUCUGAUCCUGGGUCAGAUGGAUAAGGCCACACUUAUCUUUGACCACGUUUAUUUGGGCUCUGAGUGGAACGCCUCCAACCUCGAGGAGCUGCAAAACUGCGGGGUGGGUUACAUUCUGAAUGUUACCAGAGAGAUUGACAACUUCUUCCCGGGGAUGUUUUCCUAUCACAACGUCCGCGUGUACGACGAGGACAUCACCGACCUGCUGGCCCACUGGAACGAUACCUACAACUUUAUUGUCAAAGCCAAGAAGAAUAAUUCAAAGUGCCUGGUGCACUGUAAGAUGGGCGUGAGCCGCUCUGCCUCCACAGUUAUCGCCUACGCCAUGAAGGAAUACGGCUGGUCCCUGGAGAAAGCAUACAACUACAUCAAGCAGAAGAGGAGCAUAGCUCAGCCAAAUGCUGGUUUCAUGCGGCAGCUGGCAGAGUAUGAGGGAAUCCUGGAUGCCAGUAAACAGCGUCACAACAAGCUGUGGAGGCCUGACACGGAUGAGGAAGGUUCAGACGAUCUGCAAGCAUCAGGUCACAGCACAGGCGGAGAGGAGACACCGGUGCUCAGAGGGGAAGAGGCCUGGGGAGGCUGCGGGGCGUCUCAAUGCAGGGGUCUAGAGAUGGAACCCUUAGACUCUCUUAACUAUAACUAUUACUUCAGACGUUUAUCAGACUCUGCACUCGACAGCGAGCCCUCUACCCCAGUGCGGGGACCUCCUCUUUUAGGCAUGGAGAGGGUUUUCAUUGAAAUAGAGGACGUGGAGAGAGAUGCCCUGCUGGAGGACGAGGGUUUCCCCAUGGCCCACCUAACUCUACCCGGAGAGGGCACAGCUGCUCAGACAUGCGGGCGCCUCGAUCCAAUGGAGGACAUGAGACUGAGGCUGGAGUUCAGCACUCUGGAGGAAGAAGACGAGGAGGAGGCCAAGAAGGAGGAAGAAGAGAUGGCAGCCUUGGCUCAAUCACCCGGGAGUUUGGAUGGGAGGAAGACAGGAGAGGAGGCUGAGGGGAGUGAGGAGAGCCAGUUGGGUUUGGCCAACCUGAACACCAACAACAGCAACCGCCUAGCUGCCAAGCGUAGCUGUCCUGCAGCUUUUGACGACAGUGCCAGCACAGGAAACCCGUUAAAAGUGAAGCCUUCAUAUCAGUCCUGUAAAGACUGCAUGCGUCUACCACAAGGGCGGCGCUGCGACCGUCCAGCAGGAGGCCGUUCCCACCGCCUUAAUCCCUCCCGCCACUGCACCGUCCCGUCCAUAUGCAUAGAUCCCCCGGGGACGCACUUUACGUCAACUCCAAUUCUGUCAACCCCCAAUGUCAUUCCGUCUAACUUGGUCCAGCCCUGCACUAAUUUCUACCAAUGUUCCAGCUGCACGCUUGGUGACACAUCUGCUCCUGAAGCCAACCACCAAAAACGUUUCUCACCCAUGAACUGUGAGGAAACGCCUCCAGACGGCAGCUCAGUGGAGACGGAGGACAUGGAAGAACCGCAGAAUGGAGGUCUGCUGGAUGAGGUCACAAGGCAGAGCAACGAGGCCGACGCUGUGACUGAAGCCAACGGCUUGAAAUUUGGUGCUGAAAUUGCAAGCUUCCAGUAGGGCCUCCGCCGUAGUCCCGAGCUGAUGCAUCAUCUCCAUGAAGGAGCUGGCUUACCACUGCCUCAACUGCUGUGAUGGUUGUGAAUAUUAGAUGCUGUGGUGUUGCAACAGAAAUGCAGAAGCUCUGAAGUGACCUCUGCUGUACCAUCCUUGCCUCGUAGCUUCAUAAAAUAAAGUGGUAGCAGCUAUCUGCGGCUUCACAGAGAGUACCCUGUUACAGAAGCUGGCCAUUUUCAAAGCCUGGAUGGAUGGGGCUAAGUAAGGAGAGAAGACCUGCUUCCUUACCUGUCAAUCAAAUGUCCAAGAGGCUAGUAUGAACCUUCUAAACUUUCCAUUCCCAACACACAUGCAUUUUUACCACAUUACAGCCAUUUUACCUAAAACAGAGGUUGUUAGAUCUGGUUCAUGUUUCUGUCUGAAUACAAAAUGCUAAAUUUGGCACGUUAAAAGCACCGGGCCAACAUAAACAGCUUCUGUCAGCAUGCUCCAUAUUUUCAGUCAUAUCCAAAGUAUUCAGUAUGUAUUCAUGAGGAAGCCUAAUACACUAUUUACAGUUGGGUCUGUUUUACCACAUCAUGUUACUCUCCUACCUAAUCUCACUUAUAUUGUUGCUGCUGCAGCUGCUUUUUGCAUUGUGUGAAAACACACCAAUUUAAGAAAUGGAUAAAAGCAUAUAAGUAGUUUUUGGACUACGGGCUUUUCAUGCUGCUUUGGUGAAGGACUGUUUUGUUCUCAGUGCAGUUUCCUCGUUCAGCCUAACUUCCUCUAUUAAGGUUGAUCAAAUCAUCUACUUUAGGCGUUUAGUUUAUCCCAUGCAUGAAAAAUUACAAAUCCCAUUUUUAAAUGAAUCUUAGGUUUUCAUAAUUUUGGCCUGCCAUACACUUUUUGUAUUCAUUUUGUGUUUUCAUCUUUUUAGUAAACUAACUAAAAACUAAAAA
Messenger RNA from Girardinichthys multiradiatus, 3708 nucleotides. It is a transcript of the gene ssh1b, whose product is annotated as slingshot protein phosphatase 1b. Gene Ontology annotation, cellular component: cytoplasm. The record is from RefSeq and is a predicted model, not a curated record. Bases 293 to 2770 code for a protein of 825 amino acids. Gene Ontology annotation, molecular function: protein tyrosine/serine/threonine phosphatase activity; actin binding. Gene Ontology annotation, biological process: actin cytoskeleton organization; protein dephosphorylation; negative regulation of actin filament polymerization. NCBI's taxonomy places the organism in Eukaryota, Metazoa, Chordata, Actinopteri, Cyprinodontiformes, Goodeidae. The transcript is spliced from 15 exons.